AUGCCUCAAGCAUUAAAGCAUAAGUUAAACCAUUAAGGUGCUCUUUGCCAUCCAUAUUGCCAGAAUGAAUAGACGACUGUAUUUGAACCAUGGUUUCCAUACCAAUCUCCAUAAAAUAAAAUCAUAUAGUAGAGCAUGUCAUUCCAAGCUUCUGUGCAAGUUUUAUACUUAGGCUAAACUUCUUUUCCAAAUAUGUUAGUUGGAAUCACUCUUGGUACAAAUUUACUGGCUGUUGCUUUCAACCAUCCUUUAUAAAAUAAUUAAGUCCAUUCAAAUUUUUAUUAACUCUCGUUAACUAGGACAAAUAAGACUAGAAGAGCCAGAGAUAACCUCAAUAUACUUGAAUUUUUCAUUACUUUUGAUAAGUUUAUUGAUUAUAAUUUUAAUUAAUUAAUGGAAAAAUCUGAGAAAUACAAUAAUCAAGAAGAAUUUGUUGAAGAUGAAGAAUUCUUUGAUAAAUUAGAGAAGAAUGACGAGGUUGAAGCGGAAAAACAAUAAAAUAAUAUUGAAGAUGAAGAAGAAAAAAGCAAAGAGUAGAAAAGUCAUGAAUCAAUGGAUCGUAUAUAGAAACUUAUGCUUGCUAUAAAAGCAAUGACUGCCAUGAAACUAACUAGAGAGGAUAAUGUAGCUGCUGAGAUAAUUCCUAAUCUAUUUUUGGGAAGUGUAGGGGUAGCAUUCAAUAAAGAUAGUCUUAAUAAACAUGGAAUUACGCAUAUUCUCACUUGUGCUGAUAAAAUUCAGCCAAGAUUUGCUACUGAAUUUAAAUAUAUGUGCUUGCCUAUUCUUGAUACUCCCUCUGAAAAUAUUGGCAAGUAUUUUAGGCAGGCCUAUUUAUUUAUCUCAGAUGCAUUAAGUGAAAAUUCAAAAGUACUUGAAGGUGGUUUGAAAAAUAAUGUGCUCGUUCAUUGUUUUGCUGGUAAAUCAAGAUCGACAUCUUUUGUGCUAGCUUACUUAAUGGUAAAAGAAAAAAUCAAUUUGAGAGAUGGACUUGAAUUAUCAAGACAGAAGAGGCCAAUAGCAUAGCCUAAUCCUGGAUUUAUUCUAUAACUUAAGUUAUUUGAGAAAGAGCUAUUCGGGGUGAACAGCGAUGUUACGGUUAGAGCUUCUUCUAUUAACAAGCCUGAUCAGGCAAAGGAAGAGUUAGUGAAAGAUCUAAGCUAAGAGGAUUCAUCUAUAAAAGAGAUUAAUGAUGGCAUUUAAUAAAUGAAAUUGUCUGGUGACGAGGAAGGAGCUCAAGAAUUAUAGAAUAAAAUAUAGGAGGUUGUAGAGCAAGAAUAUUAAUAAAAUUAGAAUUGA
This is a messenger RNA of Stylonychia lemnae, 1296 nucleotides long. Lineage: Eukaryota; Ciliophora; Spirotrichea; Sporadotrichida; Oxytrichidae. The record is from the annotation of a GenBank genome assembly.